GCCCUUGCGGGCAAAGGCUACGAAGCUUCGCUGCUUGCCACCGCUGCCGCUGGCGCUGCCGGAACACUCCGGAAGACAGCCAGCAGAGGAGGCCUGGAGGUCUCCAGAGAGGUGCAAGAGGUGGCGCGGCUGCAUGAGGAAGCCGCCAAAGAGGUGAAGUCAACUCUCGUUGCGGGGAAGGUGAAUGCCCGUGGCAAGGUCAAAAUGAUCAUCAGCCUCGACAAGGCGUAUCACCGGCUGCGAUACCUCUGCGCGUCUUUCCUCGGCGCGCCUGCAACCGAAACCGUGCCUGCCCCUCAUGUCUACUUUGCCUCCUUCCUGCCGUCCGGCGAUGGUGUCCAGCGGACUCUGCGGCAGAUGUCCGAAGCUGCAGGGACGGAGGUUGCAGCGGAAGCGGGGCAGAUGCUUGGGCUUGGAGAGUCUCUUGAGGAGAACCCUCUUGCAAGUUUGCUGCAAACGCGCUGGGUGGAAUCUGGUGCCCUUCUGGCGGCAGCGGAUCUCCUCCCCUCUUUGGGCGACUGCAGCGAUGGGCCACCUGGAGACACCAUGAAGAGCCCCGACCCCAGGACAAGCCAGCUGGUCCGCGAGUGGCGCGAUUCCGUUAGAGUGUGGGCUUGCCACCUCUACUCCUACGCGGUUCCCUCGGAGAGGGCCCUGCGGCGCUUGGCCGCGGAAGCCCCGCUGCUGGAGAUCGGCGCGGGAACUGGGUACUGGGCCUACAUGUUGCGGCGCCGCUCCGUUGUGGUGCAUGCCUACGACAUCCGUCUGGCACGGGAUGACAACGAGUACCACGGCCAUAGCCCAGCCUGGACAAGGGUGGAGAGAGGUGGGCCUGAGGCCGCGGCGAACCAUGCAGGAUCAGCGCUGUUCCUGUGCUACCCGCCGCCAGGAAACAUGGCGCUUCAAGUGCUGAAUUUCUUCCCGGGCGACCGGGUGCUUCUCGUCGGGGAGUGGAGUGGAGACACUGCGUCGCAGAAGUUUCAGGAGAAGCUGAUGCAGACCUUUGAGUUGGUGGAGACCGUGCCGCUGCCCAACUGGGCCGACACGGCUGCGGCGCUGUCCGUUUGGCAGCGUCGCCACUGGGCAACAGGGGUCAAAGAGAUGUGA
Messenger RNA from Symbiodinium sp. CCMP2592, 1107 nucleotides. The record is from the annotation of a GenBank genome assembly. Lineage: Eukaryota; Dinophyceae; Suessiales; Symbiodiniaceae.